CUACAUCACCGUAAAGGUCAGCGCAUUAUUAAAGUGGCUUUCUGUUCAGGUCCAGGAAGACAUUGUUGUCACCCACACAGACAGGAGAUUUUAUUCAAAUUGUACUCGCGGUUAUUUCUUUUUGAACGUAGCUCUGUAAUGGGAUUAGUAGGUGGCAUAAAUCUGGAGCGGCUUUGCUGUCUUUGAGAAGAGUUGUGAUUUCAGCACGCUGGAGAGCUCCGUCUAAUGACGUCCGCCUUCAACCACGAGGGGUCGCAGUUCAGUCGUAUUUCAGCGCGGAACCCUAAAGCCGCGACUCCGCGACUGCACGGACUGGUUAGACUGUAACAUCCAUUGGCCUCAGAGAAAUCUCAAGACUCUGAGAUCAUGUUGUGAGGUGGAUCAACCAAGAUGGCUCAUCACCGUAUUCCGCUGGUAUUAUUGGCCUGUGGCUCCUUUAACCCCAUCACUAACCAGCAUAUGAGGCUGUUUGAGUUGGCCAAGGACCACAUGCACCGCACAGGCAAGUACCAGGUGGUGGGUGGCAUCGUGUCUCCUGUGAGUGACAGCUAUGGAAAACAAGGCCUGGUACCUUCUAAACACCGCAUUGCUAUGGCAAAGCUGGCACUGCAGAGCUCAAACUGGGUCAGGGUUGAUGAAUGGGAGAGUCAGCAGCAAGACUGGACGGAGACAGUGGUCACUUUGAGGCACCAUUAUGGACGUAUUCUGGAGGAGUACAAGCAGAACACGGGAGCGCAUACCAACUCCAGUGGUAACACAGCUCCCCUCACAAGUCCGUCUCUCAGUUUGAAGCUCCUAUGUGGAGCCGACUUCCUCAACACAUUCCAGAUCCCAGGCCUGUGGCUGGAUGAGCACGUGGACGAGGUCGCAGGGCAAUUUGGCCUGGUCUGCAUCAGCCGAGGUGGGCUGCAGCCCGAGCGGACGGUGCACGAGUCAGACAUUCUCUCCCGACACCAACAGAACAUUUACCUGGUGAAGGAGUGGGUGAAGAACGAGACGAGCGCCACUGAGAUGCGGCGAGCUCUGCGGCGAGGCCUGAGUGUGAAGUAUCUGAUCCCAGACUGUGUGAUCGACUACAUUCACCAGCACAGCCUUUACACUGAGGACAGCGAGAGGAAGAACACGGGCGCGGUUUUGAGGCCGCUCACCAAGCAGGUGUAUCAGCCGCCGGUGGACAGUGUGGACGACCCUGUAUGCACGUCUUUUGAUGAAGACCUUGAGGUCACAACCCUCGAGGAGGGCAGUAGUCGCAGUGGGAGGUGCGAGGCACGGUUAAAUCGGAUUAUAAUGAAUUUGGUUCAAAUUGAGGCUUGUGAUGGCAGGUUGCUGCACUGCAUCGCAACUAGCCAAACACAGCACACCUCUUCAGCGUCUGAGAUCACGGACCCCCGCAGAAACCCAGUCAACAUGCCUGCUGAUCUGAACGGAUAUUGGAAAAUGAUUUCCAACAAUAACUUUGAAGAUUACCUCAAGGCCCUGGAUGUGAACGUGGCCAUCAGGAAAAUCGCAACCCUGCUGAAGCCCGACAAGGACAUUGUCCACGACGGGGAGCACAUUGUCAUCAAGACCCUCAGCACCUUCAAGAACUACAACAUGGACUUCUACGUGGGCAAAGAGUUUGAGGAGGACCUCGCCGGAGUGGAUGACAGGAAAUGCAUGACCACUAUCGCUUGGGAGGGAGAUAAGCUGGUGUGCGUGCAGAAGGGAGAGAUCGAGGGAAGAGGCUGGACCCACUGGGUGGAGGGAGAUGAGCUUCAUUUGGAGCUCAGAGCAGGAGGAGCUGUUUGCAAGCAGGUGUUCAAAAAGUCCUAAAAAAAGGCUCUUGCUGAAUGGGCUGUUCCCUGGAUUGAUGAUGACUCACAGACAUAUUGGAUUAAUCUGACACAUGGACCAUUCCUGCAUCUCUCUGUGUAUUUAUCUAUUUAAUGCCAAUUAUGUUGGCCACAGUAGAAGUCUGUAUUCUAUUACUGCUGCAGCCUUACCCUACCAUAGCCUGUUACUCAUCAACAUGAUGUGGAGAUGGGAGAGCAGUAACAUCAGGCUCUAAAGGGUUAAUCCUUAUUAAUCAUAUACUUAUACUGAUUGUGUGAACUGUGUAGGACAAACAUCCCGACCCCUGACUUUUCAUAUCCAGAAUGAAUAUCAAACAUAAUGUGUGUGUAUAUAUAUAUUCCCUUUAGUUCCUUCUUACGGAAGGCCCGAUUGAUAGUUACAUUAAUAAAUCAAUAAAUUACUAAGUGCUCAACAAUGCCACUUGUUUUAUGAUCUCAUUUGAGUUCUUCAGUUUUUGGUUUCGGUAGGUUGUCACACAGAUUUGAAUCCUUUUCUGUAUUAUUUCUCUGGUGUGAUUUAACCUAUUGUUUCCCAAAGACUCAGGUGGGCCGCAAGAGAUUUUUUUGGGGGGGUCGUCUCACAUUAUGUUUCCCAGAAGUGUACGAAUAAUGUCUAUUGACUUGGGUCUUUGUGACUUUUAAAGUAUGGGUCCCCAGAAAAAACGUUUGUGAAACACUGGAUUAAACCACAUGUUCCCAAAGAAUAAACUUAAAAUAAACAUUAUAUAAACUUUAUUUCCAUUUAAGUUCCUCCAAAAAAUGCCUUAAUGCUAGGCACUGAUUGUUAGUAAGCACACAUUUUUAAUGUAAUUAUCAGUUUACUAAUUUGGCAGGAACAUUUUAAACACCAUCACUGUGAUGGAAUUCUUAGGAUGGAAAAAUGUCAAGGAACCUAGAACUGAAGAUUUCGGUUCAUAAAGCUGUUGGAUUUCAGUCAUUACUUUAUAUCUUGAGGGUGAUUUAAAGAACAUGUUGAGAGAUGCUUUCAAAAACAUCAAUAAGAGAGAGAGAGAGAGAGAGAGAGGAAAGAAGCGAAUAAAUCCCAGAUGGUAGUAGAUUCGUCAUUUUAAGGAACCAAACCAACAAAUGCAACUCAACUGAAAAUGAGAGUUUUUUUCUGUUGUAUUGUGUAUUGUCAAGAAAGUGUUAGUGAUGACCACUGACAGCAGGUGUACUUCAGAUCCUUCUAGAUGUUUUUACUGCUGCAGAGACACAAGGGUUUUAUCGACUCUGGAGACUUCUUGAAACCUUCCUCUCUGCUGUUCACCUGUUAUAUAGUAUGUAAGAACACUCUCCAUGGGCCAGUGGUGGAUGGUGUGAGCAGACAGGAUGUACUUUUCCAGUGUCUGUGAGAAAUAAAUCUGCUGCCUGGGUCUUUUUUCCCAGGCCAGGGGAGAGACCCUCUCUGUGAUCCCACCCCCGAGGUUCAAGUUAUUUAUGUUGGCUGUUGUUGGUGUACCGGUCUGUCAACAUGUAGUACACCCAGACAGACCACUGAAAUAAACAUUCCUUAAUUUGCUGUUGAUACAGUGUUUUUAACAGGCAUAAUGCUGACCUUGACGCACACAGGUGAAGCUCCAUAUGAGCAUCAGCCACACUCAGUACUGUGAAUCAGCUGAUCUGUCAGUUCACCCACUGCAUUUCAAUCACCGACCCCACACUUGUUUUGCUGCUGCUCGUCGUGUUUUUUUUUUCCUGCUUCCUGCUGCUUUUUCUGUAUUCAUAGCCCACCACCAACCAGGCCUGUUCCUGCAGGCUCUGUUUAUGUAUGGUUCUCCAGGGGGUGAAUAUUGAUCCCUCCCUGCUCCAGCUACGGCUGGUUCAAAAAAUGAUGCUGUCAGGGAGAGGAGGAAACAGGAGUCUGAAGCCAGCUGAAAAAGCCCUAUUUACAUUUAUUCUUCAUAAAAAUGCAUAACGAUAUAGAGAGAUAUUUACUGGGAUUUUACUAGUUUAAGUCCAAGAAAAAUUGGAAUAUAUAUUUAAGAAAUGUACAGCAUAAUAGCGGGGAUAAAUAAAUCAAGUAUUGUUUAAAACGUUUUUUUUAUAUAUAUAUUUGCAAUGUCAGGAAUACAAUAUAUUUUAAUGCAAAUUAUUUUCUAGCAAAUAGCUAUUUGUUUGUAGUUAGUUAUCUGUUUUGUUCCCAAGCCUAUAGCACAGCAAUGGGCAAGGGUAUUUGUCAAAAGAGUGUGUUUUUUUUUUUGUUUGUUUUUUGUUUUUUGUUUUGUGAGAAUAUAUUAUUUCAAGAACUUUCUUUGGGGUUACUGUGAGACUUACUUAUUUUUCAGUCAAAUAUGAUCGAACUGAUCAUCUAUAGAAAGUUUUACGUCUUUUGUGUUUUUUAUAUUUUCAUAACAUUUUAAAUCAAAUGUCUGAAACGUUUCUACCUUUACUGCACAUAAACCAAUUGUUGGCUGUAAUUAAUGUUACAGCCCUGAAGGACUUUUUAACUGCGUCUCACACACACAUUUAAUUUAACUAAUCUUUUUUUCCACUGGCGUCUAAUGCUGGGCCAAACUACUGCGCAAUGCUGCCCAUUCAAUACAAAAGAUAGAAAGAGUCGGUUGACCCUUCUCCUCCUCCCUUUCCCAAAACAAACGACCCCACCAAU
Cynoglossus semilaevis (tongue sole) is the source of this 4440-nucleotide messenger RNA. RefSeq names its product nicotinamide nucleotide adenylyltransferase 3 (gene nmnat3). Gene Ontology annotation, cellular component: mitochondrion; cytosol. Gene Ontology annotation, biological process: NAD+ biosynthetic process; vitamin A metabolic process; retinoic acid biosynthetic process. The transcript has 10 exons. The coding region runs from base 391 to 1812 and encodes 473 amino acids. Lineage: Eukaryota; Metazoa; Chordata; Actinopteri; Pleuronectiformes; Cynoglossidae. The record is from RefSeq and is a predicted model, not a curated record. Gene Ontology annotation, molecular function: nicotinamide-nucleotide adenylyltransferase activity; lipid binding; nicotinate-nucleotide adenylyltransferase activity.